Molecule: messenger RNA, 532 nt
Organism: Ruditapes philippinarum (Manila clam)
Lineage: Eukaryota; Metazoa; Mollusca; Bivalvia; Venerida; Veneridae
Product: centromere protein X-like
Exons: 6
Coding region: 49-279 (76 amino acids)
Biological process (GO): resolution of meiotic recombination intermediates; replication fork processing; kinetochore assembly
Cellular component (GO): FANCM-MHF complex; Fanconi anaemia nuclear complex
Source: RefSeq, a predicted model, not a curated record
AAAACUCGACGACAUCGAUUCAUACAUUAAUUCGUUUUUGUGUGAAAAAUGGCGGAAAGGUUCAAACAGAAAACUGUUCAGCAAUUACUUCAGCUGUAUUUCAAAGAUGAUAAAACUAAAAUGACUGCAGAAAGUUUAGCAUUGAUGACUGAAGUAGCUACCAUAUUUGUGGCUGAGGCUGUUGGAAGAACCAUCAGAGAGGCAAAGAAAGAUGGUGAUGUUGAACUGAGUUUGGAACAAUUUGAAAAAAUUCUUCCACAAUUGUUACUUGACCUUUGAACAUAAACAAGGAAAAGAAUAAUGUUAUAUGAUAAACAGCUGCCGUUGUUCAGAUGAUUCUUGUUCUUGAGAUUCUUUGCUGAAAAGCAAUAUUCCAGCAAAGGAAGGAUAUAAUAAUAAUUAUUUAAAUGCACAAAGUUUAAACUGAAAUUAGGAAAUUUAGUUUUUCCAAGGCACUAUUCUUCUAGUUAUAAAUACAAAAUAUGUGUUUGGAUCUACAGAAUUUCUUUUUAAGUUACAUUAAUCUGAAAUG